CUAGUUUGAAUUGGUAUAAAUUAAUGAUAAGGUAAUUUUUUAUGCUUCAUGCAUGCAUACGUCGAUCCCAAGCUUCUUCCUAUUUUCUUCUCAUUGAUUGUAAUACCCAAUUACAUCUGUUUGUUUUGUUUUCUGGGUUCCCCAAUCACCCUGGUUAUUAUAUCUGAAUCCAUUAUAUUUUUGGUAUUGUAUUGUAUUGUAUAUAUCUGAGUUGGGUUUUGACAUUUUAUGGGGUCAGCCGACCCCAUCCUGAUAAAAUUGAAGAUCAUCAUAAUUCCUCCAACGAUGGGUAGUAUGAAGGUGAAAGGGCUUCUUAAAGGCCUCAGAUAUAUCUCUCAAGUUUUUGAGGAAGACAAAAAACAAGAAAUACAAAUUGGUGGUCCCACAGAUGUAAAGCAUUUGGCUCAUGUAGGAUGUGAUGGACCAGCACAAGAAUCCCCCAGCUGGAUGAAGGGAUAUGGUACACCUGAUCAAUUCGCAUCAUCCGACCUAAGUGAUGGCCCUGAAUGGGUUUCUGAAGAUUCAGGGCAAAAGGUGUCUCGAAGAGACAAAAUAAAAGCAAGACAUCGCCGGCAUCGAUCAGUGGAAAAUAUGAACUCGGAGAGCAAAGAGGCAACCAAAGCAAGGCAGCCCAGAAGACACCACACACGCGGUGCGGAAGGCCGACACGCCCGGGAUGAGGCAUUGCCCGAAGUCCCAAAAAGGACCCGGAAAAAGAAACCAAAGGAUGGGUCAGGUGAUGAGGCAUCAAAAGUAUCAAAGUCUAAAGCACCAGACGACAUCACCGAUCAAGAAUAACAACAAAACAAGUCAUCCAACUAUGAUGUAUUUUGAUAUCUUAGAUUUGUACAAAAUUAAUUAAUUUCUGUAUAUUUUCUAAUUUGGUCGUUUAAUUUUCAAAAUCACUACUAAACGAACUAUAUAAUUAAUAUCGUGACAAACUAUAAUUACAUUCUUCCCA
Messenger RNA from Lactuca sativa (garden lettuce), 961 nucleotides. RefSeq lists its product as uncharacterized. NCBI's taxonomy places the organism in Eukaryota, Viridiplantae, Streptophyta, Magnoliopsida, Asterales, Asteraceae. The record is from RefSeq and is a predicted model, not a curated record.